Drosophila ananassae is the source of this 1681-nucleotide messenger RNA. RefSeq lists its product as uncharacterized. The record is from RefSeq and is a predicted model, not a curated record. The coding region runs from base 329 to 838 and encodes 169 amino acids. The transcript is spliced from 6 exons. NCBI's taxonomy places the organism in Eukaryota, Metazoa, Arthropoda, Insecta, Diptera, Drosophilidae.
CACACAUCGGAUCGAGAUAUAGCCGAGUGACUAAACGCUAAAAUACGUAAAGGACUCAAAUCAGACACGUGGGUGUGAAAAAACAGGCUAACAAUCGCCAUUACAAUUACAAAUACAAUAAGCAGUGGCAUAGUAAUGAAUUAAAAAUCUUAGUGUGAAUAAAACUCUCAUACAUUAUCGAAAGGAUUUCAUUCAAAUCAAAAGAUUAAAUCGCCUAAUUGCAUGAUUAAUGACCCCGAAAGGACCAGCGUAAAUUGAAGCCCAAGGAAUGCCCCAAAUCGGUCAACCUGUGAGUUUGAGUCCUGCGUGAGUGUUGGUAGACUAAAGGAUGGCAGCGUCCAGCUCAAUUAUGGAAACCGUCACCAUUUUGGCCCUGCUCCUUGGCCUAUUUAUCCGGAGUGGCUACUGCAUAGACUGCUUCAAGUGCGUGUCCUAUAAUGGAGCGAAUAAAGCCUGCGACGAUCCGUUCCACAACAACUACUCCACGGCCAUUCUCGAGUCGCCCUGCAUGGGAGGACGAAAGGGCCGUGAUGGCCUGUUUCCGGCCACCGCCUGCAUCAAGAUCGCCGGCUAUUACGAUGAAACCGGAGAGACGAUAACGGUGAGGGGUUGCGCCCUGGACAGCGGCACCCUGACCACCGACACCGAAAUAAUAAGGAUGUCGCAUUGCGGAAAGUUCUACUACGAUGAUAAGUACGUGCACGGAUGUCUGCAGAGCUGCAGCGACGCGGAUGCCUGCAACUCGGCCAAGAGGCAUGGCCACCAUGCCGCGGACCUGGAGUCGUUCAUGCGGCACCUGCUCAGCCUGGCUGUGCUUUCCUUGGCCGUCGCGAGGUAGCAGUAUCAGUAAGCGGAGGAAUUUCUCGAAGGGAACAGGGAAAUGCGGCAAACGAAGUGAGGCAGCGUGAAAAGCAUUUAGUUAAGGUCGGCUGCGCGCGUGGAAAUCUUUUCUUUAGGCGUCUCUCCUCUCUACGAAUCUAUUUCAGUGUCUAAGAUUGCACCUACAAUAAUGCACAAGAGCAACUUCAAAAGCAGCAAGGACACGCGGACACUCGGACACAACACAACCACACACUCUAAAUCAAACACACACACACAUAACAUUAUGGAAUUCAUCAAGCAAUUAUGUGAUUUAUAAAUGAAUAUUUAACAACUAUCUAACAAUAAUUGAUGAACACGAACGGAAACUAUUUAGAUGCUAAGCAUUCGAGAGUCGAAAAUCAAAGGAACAACACACUGCAAACUAAAUUCAAAUUCUAACUGCAAUUAUUUUUAGACUCUAAGAACGAACCUAGACUUUAAAUGCUGUCGCUGCUAAGUUUCGAUGGAACAAUAUUAUAAAUUAACGAAAGCGAAAUGUUUUACGAUUUAUAUGAGAUCUGUUUUACCUUAACUCGAAUAAGUAUGAAUUUUUCGCCUCUCUAGAUGAGUAUUGUACAUAUACAAGAGAAUAUUUAUCUAUUUGUUACAUAAAUGCUGAAUUUUGGGCAAAUUAUAAAAUUAAAAGUAAUUGUGUGUAAAUGAAUUAGUAUGUAAAAUUAGCAAACGAAAACUGUGAGUCAGGGUCAGUCCUUUAUUCGUUUUAUUUUUGCUAUUUUUUACACCAAGGAGUCAUGCAACAAAAAGAUUAUUUUAUUUAUCUGGAACUAUUUUCUGAAGUGGUUUCCUGACUAACUGUUUU